AGUCCGGUGGCCGUCUCGAUAUGAGCCGGCAAGUCCUGCCCCGGUUCUAUACUACUUAAAUUUAAAUUAUUUCCCCCACUUACUCUCCAACUCGUUUUCUUUACUCCUCUAUCAAUACGAAUAAGCAGAUAAUCAGAAAGGGAAAAAUCGGUAAGAUGUCUGUAGACGCAUCUGUGGCCGUGGCCGUGGCCGUAACCGUGUACACGCAGCCUCCGGAAGACCUAAUCAACCUCUUACAAGCGCACCACCGCCCAUAUGCACUACCACUGCUCCGGCGCCUGCGUUUCACACGCUUCCCGGGGGGUAUCACGGAGCACGCACGCAUCCUAUUCGCCUCAGCACCGGGCCUAAAGCCCCGCGACCACACCCAAGACACCCCCUUCGCAGCCGCAUACCUAGACCUCUCGCGCGGCCCCGAGACCGAGAUCUGGCUAUACUCAUCACUAGAGCGACGCCCCGGCACCCUCGCGUCCGCGGCCUCCGGCGGCAAGAGCGCCGAGGAGUUAGCGGCAGAGUGCGCGUACUACAUCCUGCGCGAAGUCAAGGCCAUCCGCGAGGCGUUCUACGCCCCUGGGACGCAACACGCUGCGGUACAAAGACUAGACGGGCUGGAUGUGCAUCCGGCUAGGGUACUUGCCGGGACGCUGAGCGAGACUACGAGGCUGGCGCUGCUGAAUCGCGGUAUCGUGUUUAGCUAUGUGGCGGUGUUCGACAAGUGGAUGUUUAGCCUGGACGGGCUGCCUGAGGUGCCGAGUCCGCUUAAGGAGGGGAUGGAGUGGAGGGCUGUUAGGAGGGAGGAUAUCCCGCUUAUGUUGUCGCGGACUAAAAUCUCGCGGAAAGAGAGAACUAUCAUACUACUGCCUAGCAUGGCCGUCUACCAAAGCGACGGCACGCCUAUCGCAUGGGUCAUACUAGGACCCGAUUCUUCGCUGAGCAACCUGCACUGCGAGGAGGAGUGGCGCGGUAAAGGCUUUGCUAAGGCCGCAGCCGUUAAGAUUCUGCGCGAGCGCUUGAAGGAGUACGAUGAUGAUGAGCAUUGCUGGGCGGAUGUCGCCCCGGAUAAUCCAAAGAGCCAAAGGGUUUGCAAGAGUCUGGGCGGAAAGGUGGCAUGGUCAGUCUCAUGGAGCGGAAUAGACCUGGACAGAAGCUUUCCAGAUCAAUAGGUAACCUUUUUCUCUCUCUUUAGGGCAUCUAGAUUCGCUAGCUCAUAAAGUAGAUUCUAGAGGGCUUCGUUACCUACUAGUCAAUCGCUGGAUUUCCUGUAGAUAGAACUUUAGAUCUUCCGGGUUCACCAAUGGUGUGAUACCGUGACCAAGAUUGGCAAUCCAGCCCUUCUUGCCGCCCCCAAAACCUUUAACCAUUUCCCCUACCGUCUCAGAUAUGGACGCUCUU
Molecule: messenger RNA, 1392 nt
Organism: Daldinia loculata
Lineage: Eukaryota; Fungi; Ascomycota; Sordariomycetes; Xylariales; Hypoxylaceae
Exons: 3
Coding region: 156-1163 (335 amino acids)
Molecular function (GO): acyltransferase activity, transferring groups other than amino-acyl groups
Source: RefSeq, a predicted model, not a curated record